Funneliformis caledonium is the source of this 4852-nucleotide messenger RNA. The record is from the annotation of a GenBank genome assembly. Lineage: Eukaryota; Fungi; Glomeromycota; Glomeromycetes; Glomerales; Glomeraceae.
AUGCCAUCAUUUGAAUGCAAGUCUAGAGCAGAGUUUGACUUCCAAAGACAAAGCAUGCAUGCAUCAACUAAUACAGUACGUUUAUUUUUCAGUUUAGGUUUAGAUGUUUUUUUAAGUUUCAAACAAGGAGAAGGGAAAUUAUCAUGUGAUUCGGUGAGAGGUUCCCCGAUAUUUUCAUUAAAAACGGUUUUUCUUUUAUUUUUUAUUUUAAACGUAACAAAUUCACAAUCUCCCGAAGUAACGUAUGUAACACAUCCAGAAAGUGAAUCGGGUUUAAAGAUCGUUCAAGCUGAUUCAUAUAUUACCAAUUCCGCUAUCUGUUUUCGUUUAGCUAAAAAAAGUCCAUAUUUCGAAGGAUGUAAUGAAGAAACAGUUUACUUAAGAUUACUAAAACAAGAUGGUAGCGUUAGGAACUUGGAUUUUACUGGUCUACCUCAAGAAAGUUUUUGUAGGGGUAGUCCUAAAUGUAAAAAGCACAAACCUUCGGAUUGUAAAUAUGGUGAUCCUGAUCCAAAAUGUGGAAAAAUGCCAAAUGAACCAGGUGGCGGAGGAAAAACUCCAAAUGCACCCGGAGGUGGUGGUGGUACGCCAAACGCACCAGGAGGUGGCGGUGGAGGAACUCCAAAUGCACCCGGAGGAGGUGGCGGUACGCCAAACGCACCAGGAGGGGGUGGAGGAACGCCAAAUACACCAGGAGGUGGUGGAGGAACGCCAAACACACCAGGAGGUGGUGGAGGAACGCCAAACACACCAGGAGGUGGUGGAGGAACGCCAAACACACCAGGAGGUGGAGGAACGCCAAACGCACCAGGAGGUGGUGGAGGAACGCCAAACGCACCAGGAGGUGGUGGAGGAACGCCAAACGCACCAGGCGGGGGUGGAGGAACGCCAAACGCACCCGGAGGUGGCGGUGGAGGAACGCCAAAUGCACCCGGAGGAGGUGGUGGUACGCCAAACGCACCCGGAGGUGGUGGAGGAACGCCAAAUGCUCCAGGAGGAGGUGGAGGUGGUACGCCAAACGCACCCGGAGGAGGUGAUGGUACCUCAAAAACCCCUACCGCUCCUGGUGAUGGAAAAACACCUGGAGGCGGAGGACCUGGAACACCAGUCGAUGAAACUGACGUGGUAUCAGAUAGUAUAGUAAUUUAUGCAAUAUCAGGAGAAUAUAUUCUUAUUACAUAUUCUUGUAACGGUUCGAUUUGUGGUAAAGUUGUAAAUUGGGAAGGUGAAACAACAGAUAGAAUUGUCAAGAGUAUGUAUGACGAUAAUGACAAUGGUGGAUUCUUAUAUGCCUGUUAUAAACAAGAAACGGAAACGAUCAUUUGGACAACCUAUACGGCACCAAAUAUCGAAAAUAAUAAGGUAUUAGAAAAGAACAGCGGAGUGAUAAGGAAUAUAACAAAAUUUUCCUCCAAUUUAACACAUAUAUUUGGAACCGAAGAUGGAGGGUAUUCGAUAGUAGUAGGAGAUUAUAAUAGUAAAUUGGAAGAAGCAUUUAUGCCGCCAUGGACUAUAUCAGUGUAUUUUAUACCAAUAGAUAGUAAUGAACAUAAGGGACCAUAUGAGCUUUAUUCACAAACAACAGAAACAGUUACGGCAUUAGAAAUAAAGAGAUGUAAUAUAGCAUAUCAAAUGUACGGUUAUAGUUGUAUAAUACAUUAUAUCACACCUGCAGGGAGAAAAUUCCUAGAUAUAGAUUUCGUAUCAUCAGGAGCUAUAUUGAAUACAUUUGAAUUUGUAGUGGAACAAAUACCUGCCGAUAGUGAGGUGAUUGAUAUCGAAACACUAUAUUAUGGUGGAUUUUGUAUUGUCGCUACUACACAAGAUAAUAAUAUACAAGGAUUCGCUUAUAGUAAUAAUGGUACUUUUGGUAAAAUUUGGGGAUUACCUACUACUAAUACUUAUAGUUCGGAAUUUGGUGUAAAAACCGAUAAUACCGUUUGGGCUAUUGCUGAUACGAAUCAAGCAUAUGAAUGGACUUGUGUUUUGUCAACCGCUCUUCAAUCAUACACAACAAUUGAAGGAAGAAAUGGACAAGGACCAUUUGGUGGACCAGGAGGAUAUGGUUCAUCAACGGUAGAAAGUACAGUACCAGAAAAAUAUGCAAAAGUAUCAACAAAUCUUAAAGAAGUCGCAAUCACAUACAAACCAACUAUUGAAUCAUCAACUGGAACCGUUUCAUUUUAUCAAACGAGUGAAAAUGGUGAUGACCCUAUACUUAAACAAAUAGUGCAAACAAAUGAUCCAAAUUAUGUUACAAUAAAUGGAAAUGAAAUGUUAGUUAAAGUAGCAAAUUUUACCUUUAAUAAAGGAAAUACUUCUUAUGAAAUUAUUGUUGAUAAUGCAGCUGUUAAAGCUAGUGGACAAAAUCUUGUUGGUAUUAGACAAGGUGCUUGGAUAGUUACUACGCUUUCAGAUAAUGUUGAAACAUCCGAAAAAAAUCUAGGUGACAAGAAAGCGACCGUUCUAUUGACAGCAAAAGGAACUGAAAAAUUUAUAAAAUCAAAUAAAGCUGAUAAAGAGAAAUAUGUUAAUGAUAUGUCUACUGAAAUUACAAAAGUGCUUGCAUGUGAUCCCGGUCGUAUUUCUAUACCAAGUGAUAGAUAUCAGUAUAAUCAAACCUUACCAGAUCAAAUCUUAUUGCGCGUAGAUAUUAAAGAAUCCAAAGCACCAAAUGAACUUAUACCGUAUAGUUUAAUAAAGGCUUUGAAUGACGCGAUUCUCUUAAAAAAUAUUUCGUCUAUAUCAAGAGAAGAACAUACAAACGAUUUAGAUUCCCUAUAUGGAGCCGAACAAACUCCUAAUUUAUGGAGGAAUUAUAGAUGGAUAUUAUUGGGAGUUGUAUUAGGAUUAUUGAUUUUAUCAAUAUUUUGGAUCUUUGCAAUGAGAAAGUACAAGAAAGGAAGGAAUUUCUUGGCAAUUUUCUUUUUCCCACUUGUUAUAAUAGAUUUCUUUUUGGAUAUUAUAGUAUUAGCAGAACACGGACGAGAUCGAAUUUGGUUCAAUAUCUGCUGUUACGUCUUUUUAAUAAUACCAUUAUUAUUUAAUUCGAUAAUUGCGUUAAUUAUUAUAAGUAAACAAUUAAAGGAAUCGUCCUCAUUUACAAAGUGGUGGAAAAGGUAUUCAAAAAGUGCAUUAGGUUUCACAUUCUUGUCAAGUAUAGAUUUGGAAGCAUUGAAUUUUGCAUCAUCAAAAUGUGGUGGCAAAGAAUUAUUAAAUGCGAGAUUCACGGAACCAGGAUUAAAAGAAAUUUCGAAAUAUGCUAUGAUUAUAGUAUUAAUUGAAGAUCUACCGCAACUAAUAAUUUAUUCAUUAUAUCAAAGAUAUACAGCCAAACCAGCAAUUAUACCUAUAUUGGCAUUGUCAUCAGCAUGCAUAGUACUCUUAUUUAAAAUAAUUUCGUCUAUUUAUUUAAUAUAUAUUUAUAAGCCUGAUAAACCUAUGACAAGUACAUUAGAAAAGGAUGAUGACUUAGGUAGCGAUACAAGUAGUUUGGAAGAAGGUGAAAAGGGCGGAUCAAGAAAUGAAGCGGCACCUAUAACUGAUACUACCACUGAUCGUCCAACUGGAGGAGUAACCGAGUUUGAUGAUGUUGGUAGAUCUGUUGAGCCUCAAUCAUCCGAAAUGAAUAUAGUGUCCUCAGAAAAAGAACAGGUCACGUCUCACAUUCCCACUAAUAGUAAAAAUGAUGAUAUUGAAGGUGUAGGAAAAAUGGCAGGAAUCGUAGGAGUUGCUAGUUAUCAUGACGUUGAUCAUGAUCAUAAAUCUCAAAACGGUGAUAUAGGAGAUUUUGGCAAAGCGAGUCGAGAACAAGAAGAACUAAAAAGUACUGCAGUAGGGGGCAGAACGGAAGAAAGUACUGCAACUAGCACUGUCACUCGUAUCAUAUCAGAAACUGGUGAAACCGAAACUAAGUACACCUUUGAAACCACAGAAUAUUCAACGAGUAGCGUUGGUGGUUUUGUAGUUCAUAGUAGGAGUGAAGGUGUUGGUGAACCUGAAUAUUUUUCUAUCGGUACCCACACCAAGUAUUUUACGGAAAAUGGUAGAAUUAAAAAGCACACUGAUGAUGGUGAAGGAGAUGAUACUUACACCGAAUAUUAUAUUGAAAAUGGGGAAAUUAACAAACAUACUCGUACCGAAUAUUAUUAUACAGAAGAUGGUAAAAUUAUAAAACGUACUGUUAAGGAUGGUGACGAAACUGAACAUUAUUCAAUUGGUACUCAUUCUGAAUAUUACACAAAAGAUGGUAAAAUUAAAAAUCGCACCGAUAAUAAGGAUGUUGGUGAAGGAGAUGAUACUUAUACCGAAUAUUAUAUUGAAAAUGGUGAAAUUAAAAAACGUGCUCUUACUGAAUAUUAUUAUACCGAAGAUGAUAAAAUUGCAAAACGUGUCGUCGGUAAGGAUAGUGUUGAAACUGAAUAUUAUACUAUCGCUCUUACCGAUUAUUAUACAGAAGACGGUAACAUUAAAAAACGCACUUACAGUACGGAUGAUGGCGAUAUUUACACCGAAUAUUAUAUUGAGGAUGGUGAAAUUAAAAAACGUACUCUUAUUGAAUAUUUUUAUACCGAAGGUGAUAAAAUGAAAAGACGUACCGUUAGUGAUGAAAUUUAUUCUAUUGGUACUCCUAAUGAAUAUUAUACAAAAGAUGAUGGUACAAUUAAAGAAUGUACACGUACUGAAUAUUAUUAUAUCGAAGAUGGUAAACUUAUAAAACGUACCAUUGUUAAGGAUGAUGAUGAAGGAGGUAGUACUCGUGCUAAAUACUAUGCUGAAGAUGGUAAGAUUAAAAAACGUAUCGUUGGCAAGGAUGAUGAUGAUAAUGAUACUUCAGCCGCUUCUUCUUUAG